Ceraceosorus bombacis is the source of this 3022-nucleotide messenger RNA. NCBI's taxonomy places the organism in Eukaryota, Fungi, Basidiomycota, Exobasidiomycetes, Ceraceosorales, Ceraceosoraceae. The record is from the annotation of a GenBank genome assembly.
AUGGACGACGAUGGGCUGCUCAUGAACUUUGCGGCCCCACAGCCUGUGAGCAGAGCCAGUCGCACGCAGGUCAGGAAAGGUGCUGCUCAGUCUCGAGCAAUUCGAAGUGGAGCGCCUCAUGCCAAACGACAGAGCAACGGCGAUGCUUCAAUGAGCUCAGACACCUCCGUUUUAGCGUCUCAAAGCUGGGCACAGCAUGCAGCCUCAUCAAGUGCAUCGGCUCCUCCCUCGACGAGUCUCGCGGCACACCCCCCUUUCAGCUCUCGACCUGAUCAACCAGCUCUCAAGCGCCCUCGUCUCUCGGAUGCGGGAGGAAGUGUCCGAGCUAAUGGCCUCAGUGCCGAACAUGACAUUUCAGACCUUUCGGAACGGCCAGGUAGACGAAGGAUCAAGACAGCUGCGGCUGCGUCCGCGUCUGCUCGUCCUCAAGGUUCUCAGCUAGGCAGCGGAGCAGGCAGACCUGGUGGCGGAAGUGGGGCCGGCAUCGUAUCUUCUCUCUUCACGGGUGACGCUAGCAGCGGACCAAAUGGUCACACCUUCGCCGAGGGAACCACACCUGUCCGCAAUGCCAGGCCUACCAACGCCCCUCUUGACAGCUCGACCUUCUCGGGUCUGGCGCUCGAUCCGCUGAUAGUGCGCCAUCUCUCUGGCAGGAUGGAUAUAGGCUCGAGACCUACAGCUAUCCAGAGGACCGCACUGCCAGCUCUAAUGUCCUCUUCCUCUUCCUCCGAAGCGUUUCCGACGUACGACAAGGCGACUGCGAAGGACGUCUUGAUUCAUGCGCAGACGGGAUCUGGAAAGACACUGGCGUACCUCUUGCCCAUCCUGCAGAGCUUGCUGCCCCUCUGCGCAGACGCUGCCAGCUGGAUAGACAGGAACGUUGGUACCCUCGCUAUCGUCCUCGCUCCCACACGAGAGCUGGCAAGGCAGAUCUACGAGGUGGCUGAGAAGCUGUUGGCUCUGCACUUGAGUGCACGAAGUGGCGACAGGACCGAUGACCGCGAAGCAGCCGCGAUGGCUGGAGAGGAGGCUGUUGAAGGUGUGCAAGACCCUUCGCGCCGCCGCACGAGGUGGAUUGUACCCGGCUUGCUUUCAGGAGGAUCUACCAAGAACCACGAGAAGUCCAAAUUGCGAAAGGGACUACCCAUCAUCGUCGCGACUCCCGGUCGCCUGCUGGAUCAUCUACAGAACACCAGCACUUUAGACGUGGGUAGGCUUCAGUGGCUGGUGCUGGACGAGGCCGAUCGAUUGCUCGAGAUGGGCUUCAAAGAGACCCUGGACGCCAUACUACGGGCUCUGGAUGGUCGUAGAAGAUUGGCCAGAGAGACAGCAAGGAAUGUCAUGCUGGAGAAUGGGGGCGCAGCGAAUGACGAGCCUACCGACGCGAUGGGCAUACAGUGGUGGAAAGCUCCAAGGAGGACAGUGUUGUGUAGCGCUACAUUGGACGAAAAUGUGCAGGUACUUGCAGGCACUGCUUUGGUGACGCCCAUCGUCGUCAGGGCCUUGGCCGACGGUUACGAGCCAAAAGACGCCUCAGCACCUUUGGCAAUUAGAUCCGUUUCUACAUCUUCGGAGGCCGAUCUCGUUGCAAUCGCCAAGACGGAGGCGCAACCUCAAGCAACCUUGUCUGCUCCAGCUCAGCUUCGCCAACACUUUGUCAUCACGCCUACCAAGCAGCGUCUUGUGAUGCUACUAGCGCUUUUGCGCAAAGCCAUCUCGAGCGCUACUUCGACUGAUGGGACGCCUGCAGCUACUCGACGGGUCAUCGUUUUCAUGUCUUGCACAGACUCAGUCGACUUGCACUGGAACGCCAUGGGUGGAGUCAACAUGGAUACACAAGAUGGUGCAGAGGAGCGGUCCACAACAGAGAGCGACGCAGGGACACCGAACUCAAUCGUUGGUCAGACUUGUCAGCUCCUGCCUGAUGCGCGAGUGUACCGCCUGCAUGGUUCGAUGCCUCAAGCGGACCGCAUAUUGAGUCUGAGGACUUUUUCGAAGAAUGCGCCCUCCAACGGUGGCGCCUGCAAAGCUUCAAUUUUGCUCUGCACGUCUGUAGCUGCUCGAGGGCUGGAUCUGCCCGAUGUAGGCACCGUUAUUCAACUUGAUCCGCCGACCGACUCGGGAGCAGACGAGUACCUGCAUAGGAUUGGCAGAACUGCGAGAGCAGGUCGCAACGGACAAAGCUGGCUGAUGCUACUCCCUCACGAGCGAGAAAUUGUGUCCAGACUGGAAGAGAAUAUGCGCUCUGGCGAUGCAAAAUUUAAAGACGCUCAGAAGCAUUUGCACGAAGCGGAUCCGAGGUCGACUUUGAGAAACGGAUUCGGGGGAAGGGGCGACGAGUAUGAGGCCCGGGCUACGGAUGCGCAAUUGGCGUUUGAGCGUUGGGUCAUGAGCAGUGAGAAGGUGAGUACCGCAAAGCGUCCCAAACGUUACUCUGAAGCUCUGCACCAUGCUGAAUGAUAUUUCCGGACGUUCUCGGCAGGCUUCGACAAUGGCGCGCUCGGCGUUCAUGUCCCACAUUAGGGCUUACGCGACACAUCCAGCUUCUAACAAGGACAUCUUUUCCAUCGGCGCUUUGCAGUUGGGUCAUUUGGCCAAAGCGUUUGCCCUCAGAGAAGCGCCUGCAACAAUCAAGGCCAAAGCGAGAAGCAGCGGAUCUGCGUCCAAAUUGAACACAAGCAAGAAGCGCAAACUCGAAGUGAAAGAAGAAGCCCAUAGAAAGGACAAGAUCCAAAAGAUGCAGCAGAAAGCGCAGGACUUGGCCAAGUCGGGACGAGAGGACGCGCGCGAUGGCCCUAGGGAAGAGGAGGAGGAAGAUUCGGACGAUCCAGCUGCUUUUGCCCGGUCGGCCGCUCGCAAACAUGCGAGACAUAGCCUGCCCAAAGCUGAUGCUCCGACCAAGGACGUGCCAACGAACAGCGCCGAGGCGAGGAUGUACGCCAAGGUCAGAGCUCUGGGUAGGGAAACCAGAAAGGGAGGCGUGCUUGGUGCUCAUGCAGCUGAUGAAUUCCAGCUCGGGUGA